Molecule: messenger RNA, 294 nt
Organism: Saccharomyces kudriavzevii IFO 1802
Lineage: Eukaryota; Fungi; Ascomycota; Saccharomycetes; Saccharomycetales; Saccharomycetaceae
Gene: ABM1
Product: Abm1p
Exons: 1
Coding region: 1-294 (97 amino acids)
Source: RefSeq, a predicted model, not a curated record
AUGAGUUGUCCCCCAAGUGUAUCUACAAUUCUUUCACCCACUGAUGCAGCGAUAGUGGCAGCGUGGCUAAAUUGUUCGGACCCCAACGCAUAUGUCCACUACUCGACAUCUUGGGGCGCAAGCGACUAUACACUUAACAUCUCUGUUAUAGAUGCUACUACGGAGAGGUUGGUUGACACUAGAUUGCUAACAACACUCGAGAAUGCAACGGCCUGGAUCAAUUCAAACUCUUUUGAUGAAGACGAAGAUGAUAUGCCUCAAGCUACUGAUGUAUCAGAUCGACUCGAUGGGUGA